GAUAGACAAAUACAUUUUUGUUCAUCGAAGAGGGAUGUAUUUGGCUGGAACUUGUCACUGAAUGUAUACAUGUUCAUGUGAUAAUGACAGAAAGUUACUGAUUGAUGCUCUGCCACCAUUUGUUACUGCAACAUAUAAAGCACCUUCUGUUGUCAUUUAUGACAAUGCUUGCAAUUUGUAUACAUACUUCUUGAAUAGAGAUCUAUGUUUCAUUCAGAAGACUAGAUUUUAUGUUGAUCGUCUUCAUUGGAAGAAUCACACUGGUUGCUCCAGGGCAUACAACCUAGAUGAGUAUUCAGAAUGGUGCCAUUUGAAUAGCCAAGUGGUAGAGCAAUCUAAUUCCAGAGUGAAGAAAUUGAUAAUCUACUAGUACAGUAUGAUGGUGUGGCUUUGUAUGUUUGUGCACAAAUCUUCUCUCAACAAGUCCGUACAGAAAACAUUUAGGUCACGUAAUGUUUGUUUAUAUGCAGUAACCCCAUAUGUUGUUUUCAUUAAAUAUCAUUAGAUAUAUUGCUAAAUAUUAUUUUGGAAAGUGUUUGCAGUUCAUGUUUUUAUUUGUAUGAGGGCCC
This is a messenger RNA of Saccoglossus kowalevskii, 569 nucleotides long. RefSeq lists its product as uncharacterized. Lineage: Eukaryota; Metazoa; Hemichordata; Enteropneusta; Harrimaniidae. The record is from RefSeq and is a predicted model, not a curated record.